Molecule: messenger RNA, 12914 nt
Organism: Diabrotica virgifera virgifera (western corn rootworm)
Lineage: Eukaryota; Metazoa; Arthropoda; Insecta; Coleoptera; Chrysomelidae
Product: next to BRCA1 gene 1 protein-like
Exons: 12
Coding region: 186-2942 (918 amino acids)
Biological process (GO): macroautophagy
Cellular component (GO): phagophore assembly site
Molecular function (GO): ubiquitin binding
Source: RefSeq, a predicted model, not a curated record
CUUGACAUUUUACUACAUUUUGUGCAGCUGUUUGUGUUAUUUGUUGUGCGUAAUAAGUAAACAAAUAAAACUACGGAAAUUUCCUUUGCAUUAUUGUGUUUUUAGAAAUUGUGACAUACUUUAAAAACUGAAAAUAAUAACAUUUGCCACUUUAAACGGCAUCACUGCAACCAAAAUCCUGUGUGAUGGGGUCCAAAAAGAAAGAUCUAGAAAUAAUAUAUAGCUUGCAGUGGAAGAACAAGUCCUCGACAAAUGGAGGUGACAAAGCAAAUAUUAUCGGAAUGUAUGACAUCCCCACGACAACCCUCAACUGGGAAACAUUUAAGUCUUAUUUGCUAAAAAAUUCAGGGACGGUGGGAGAAGAUGUAAAAGUAUCCUACAUUACCAGCAGUAACAGAGAAUUCCCAAUUGAAUCCCAAACGGAUUUUCAGAUUGCUCUAUAUGCUUUCAGACGUAAAGCUAGAAUGGGGGACAUUGUUACACUAAAGUUGGACAGAAUUUCUGACCAACAAAAUUACAGAAAUACUCGUCAUUCUAAUGAUGUUGAAACUCAGUUUGACAAUGAGGCUCAAUCCAUUGUUUCCUCAUGCUGCAAUUCAGACACUCCCCCAGAGUGGUUCCUAACUUAUAUGAAUAAGUUCAAGAAAAAUCUAACUGACGACAUAACGACAUCAGUCGCAAGUAUUGUUUCUAACAUCAAGCCACAUACAGUAAGUCAACCUUCUUGCUAUCAUUCGAGAAAAUCCAAGGCUGAGAAUUCAAAGAGAAGAAAAUUACCUUUACUAACAGGCGAAGGAUCCCACGAGAGCACAAAGGACUUGCUCAAGUCCUUAAAACUUGAAGGCAAACUCGAGCACAAACUGGAAAAACUGGAAAGUAAGACAAAGAAAUUGAAAGAGAAGAAGUUGGCCCUCUUUUCAAAAUCGAGUGACAGCGAUGGAUGUACACCAAGUGUUAAACGCCGUUCUUCAGUGCCAUGCGAGCCUGAAGAUGACGGUUUUCACAUGGAUGCCAUGCCAAUUAAUGUACAGCAAAUUAUUCCACAUUUGUUGGGAGGAGAGAUUUAUUUACAUCAAUGGAAAGUUCUGAAUAGUGGAAAAUCUGCAUGGACCAACGAAACUAAUUUAUUGUACACUUGGGGUGCCAAGGCUCUAAAACCAUUAGAAACAAUAAUUUCUGUCCCACAUUUGAAAGCAGGCGAAACAGGAACCAUUGGUGUACGUUUACAGGUACCAAAUAAUCCUGGUCAAUAUGAAUGCUACUUUAAUUUCCAUCAUCGAGGCCGCCGAUUCGGCCAUUGGUUGGGCUGCCAAAUUAUUGUGGAUCCCUUUGAUUUAAAAGGCAACAAAUCAGUUUUGGACACUGCUUAUCUUAACCCUGUUACUUGCUACGAAAAUAUUUGGCAAGGUACAUCAGUAGCAUCAAAUGCGUUCAGUUCAUCUUUCAACCAAUCUACUCCGAUUCAAGAUGAUAAAUCCACUGCGCUGCUACCAGAAAACAAACCCGACUUAUUUGACUUUUCUGAAUCAUCAAACAUAUAUGGGGAUAAGAUUGUUAGAGAUAUAAGUUCAAGAGUAGAGGAUAUCAAAUUGCAGGAUCCCACAGAUACAAACUGUAGCAGUGAUUCCGAUAAUCAGAGCAUUAUCUCAUUGCCCGAGAGCAACGAUUCCAAAGGGUUACCAUCUGAAUAUGUCGUUGUUCCUAUCCCAGAUUGUUUCAAGGUCGAUGAUACUCCACUCGCCAAUAAGACUCAAGCAACUACCAAAGUAGAACAACAAAAAGCUCUAGAAGAAAAUGCUUCUGCAAUGCCUAAGGCAGCAUCUGUGGAAAAUUUCGACGACAACAACAAUGAGGAUACAAUUGUACAAAAAGAUACUUCAAGAAAUGAUGAGACAGCUUCAAAUACGAGCCAUAAAUCAGAUAUUGUUAUGGUCUCUAUACCAGAAAAAAAUCAAGACAGCGAAGAGUAUGCUUGUGUCAUCGUUGAUGGACAAAAAGUGAUGAUCCCGAAGAAAAUAAUUAAAUCAGAGUACUUACAUUCGAAUUCCACCGAAAAGAUAGAUACACUUGUAGAAGAAAAUCUCACAAGCUCUAACGCAUCUGUCAAGGAAAAUACACCCGAACCGCAAAUCGUAAAAGUUGACAACGAUCUAGAGACCGACGGCGCAAAAGAUGUAAGAAACAAUUUUGAAGAAGUCGAGUUUAAUUCCCAUUGCUCAGCAGCCGGCUCCUGUUUCUCUGAAUCGACGGCUGAAAGAAACAACAGGUUGUUUGUAUUUCCUCCUGCUUGUCCUGGAUACGAAGUCAUCCGCGGUGAAGAUUUUGCUAACAUCGACGACGAAGAGAAUUAUACAUGGGCCAAAUCUGAUACUCACUAUGCCUAUAGUGUUCAAGGUAUGAAAGAACCGUUAGUUCCCGAAGUAGUUCCAGCUACAGAAGCUAUUAAUAUACCAUCGUCUGGAAAUCCAUUUGUUGCUCCAACUAUCUCCCAUGUUCCGAAUUUUCAACAGACUCCCCCCGAAGAACGGAAAUGCCCAUCAGAAGAUGACAUUCGGGCUACAUUUGAAGCUGCAGUAGAUCCUCCUGAGUUAGGUACCGAAGUUCCACCACCAGAAGUUAGUAGAGAGGGUACCCCAGAGAGGCCACCAAAUGAAGAUGCAAGUGCUCCUCCACAAUCACCACAUGUAGUGCACAUUCUACCGGAGGGAUUAGUUAACGGAGCAGUAAACGUUGCAAGAUCUGUGAUAAAUAGAAUUGUACCACAAGGGUCUCCAGGCCGUUGGGUGAACGGACACUGGGUCAGCACUAACCCAGAUUCGCCCCGCGAAGCCAAUUUACAAGCUUUGGCAGAAAUGGGAUUUUGGAACAGAGAUCUAAACGCCUCCUUAUUGGCUAGAUACAACGAUGACUUGUCAAGGGUUGUUGCAGAGCUUGUGCAAUAAACACCAUUACUUAUUUUAUUACUGUAUUAAUGCACUUACAUGUUUAUUCCUUACAUAAUACGGAUUUAAUAGUAAUAGGGCAUAUAGAGGUACACAUUCAUCUGACAAAGUAAACGUAUGUAAAUCACAAGUUUCAGUUUUAUUUUUAUGUAAAGCUAGAGGGCGCUUGCAUUUUAAAUAAUAUAAUUAUUAUACAUAGCAGAUGAUCGAAUUCAGCAUACAACGCACAUACACUAACCAUCAAAAUUAACGCACUACCUUAAAAAUGGGACAUUUUUGAUGUCUCGUAUUUCCUAAACCUGUUGUCCGAUUUGAGUGAUUUUUUAGUAUAUUUUAGCUUUAUUCUUCAAGAAUAUCGAUGUACUAAUAUUAUUGCUAAAGAGGUAAGUGUCAUUGUAUACCGGGUGUAACAAUGAUUGUGUGUUUUUUCCUUAAAGUUUGGAACACGCUGUGGAAUAUUAUAGCAUAUAUAAAGUACUGAAAUUAAAAUUCAACUGCAGUCUUAGGCUUUCUUAACAUUUUGCUUUUUAAUUCAUUCCCUUAUUUUGGAUAAUAAAAAAGUUAGGUACUUUAACAACUAGCAAUGUUAUUCAUCAAUACAGUGUGUUUCUAAAUAAGGGCGACAAACUUUAAAGGGUAAUUCUGCAUGAAAAAAUAAUUACCGUUUGCUUUAUAAACAUAUGUCCGCAAAUGCUUUGUUUCCGAGAUACGGGAUGUUAAAUUUUUUCUUACAAACUGACGAUUUAUUUAUUGCUCUAAAAUUGGAUGAGAUAUGCAAAUGAAAUUUGGUAGGUUUUAAGAGGUAGUUAUUGCGCAUUUUUUACAUACAAUUAAGAAUUUUAUAUUCACCAUGGGCGUGCAUACGGGUAUAAACAUUUUAGAUACAUCCCGUAUUCACGCCAAUGGUGAAUAUAAAAUUCUUAAUUGUAUGUCAAAAAAAGCGCAAUAACUACCUCUUAAAACCUACCAAAUUUCAUGAGCAUAUCUCAACCGGUUUUAGAGCAAUAAAUAAAUCAUUAGUUUGUAAGAAAAAAUUCAACAUCCCGUAUCUCGGAAACGGAACAAUUGUGGACAUAUGUUUAUAAAGCAAACGGUCAUUAUUUUUUCAUGCAGAAUUACCCCUUAAAGUUUGUCACACUUAUUUAGAAACAUCCUGUAUUGAUGAAUAACAUGGCCAGUUGUUAAAGUACCUAACUUUUUUAUUAUCCAACAUAAGUGAAAGAAUAAAAAAGCAAAAUGUUAAAAAAGCCUAAGGCUACUGUUGAGUUUUAAUUUUAAUAUUUUAUAUACGCUAAAAUAUUCCACAGGGUGUUCCAAUGGUACACACGGUAUACAAUGACACUUACCUUUUUAGCAAUAAUAUUAUUACAUCUAUAUUCUUGAAGAAUAAAGCUAUAUAAUACACUAAAAAAAUCACUAAAAUCGGACAACAGGUUUAGGAAACACGCGACACCAAAAAUGUCCCAUUUUUAAGAUGGUGAGUUAAUUUUGAUGCUUAGUGUAUAUUAAAAAAACCAUUGUGUAUUCCCAAUACUAACGAAUUAUUUAUUAAAAUAACAUCCGAUCUACAUUUAUGGACUAUCUCAUAUACAUUUAUAGAAUCGGAUGAUAUUAUGAGGGAAUUUUUAUUAACAAAAUAUAUAAACAUAAUAUGCUCCUAGACUAUAUUAUAGUCUAGGACCCAGGGGGGAGGCUUUAUUGUGCACUUGUAUGUCCCAUCGGUACCUUGACGACUUUUUGUAUGUUUUUUGGUGCGUAGAUUCGCUGAAAACCCGUCAGAUAAUUUCCUAUUAACAAUUUAAUUGUUUAAAUUGUAUCUCCUAAACUAUUAAGAGAUAUUCAAUUUUACCAACAUGAAAAUUGUUCCUUUUGAAACAAUUAACAAAAUGGCGUUUGGUAAACUUUGAUCCGAUUGUUAGAACCGGAGUUAUAACAAAUUUCGUGAAAAACAAUUGCAAAAGAGGCAUUCGAUGGGGGUUUUCCAAGUAUAAACUCAACUGUUAUACGUGCGAUUAACUUUUGAAACCCUCAUUUUAAUGGUAAUUGAAUACGCUAAAUGGUAAUACGCUUUAAAGAAAACUGCAAAAUUAUUUUAUCUUUAUAAAUAAGAACGUUAUAACAAUGAAUCAUCAAAAAUUUCACUAAAAAGUUGCGAACUAAUUUGUUUAUAAUGGAAGUUAUAGAACAACUCAAACCGACCAUUUUAUGCUUUAGUAAAUGUUUUAAUUUUUGACCAAGAUAUGGAACUCUUAAUAACGCGUUUUAAGGCGCACGAUCAGCUCGCAGCGAAUGCGGGCGCACGUGUAAAACAACGUUCGGCAAAAAUAUCAUAGAAACAUUUACCAAAGCUUAAAAUGUUCGUUUUUAGUUGUUCUAUGACUUCCAUUGUAUAUAUAUGACUUCCAUAUGUCCUAAACCUGUUGUCCGAUUUAAGUGAUUUUUUACCACGUUAUAGCCUUAUUCAUUGACAACAUCGCUGUAAUAAUAUUGUUGCUAGACAGUCAAACUGUCAUUGUAUAUCGGGUGUACGAAUCAAACUGUGUUUUUUUCUCAAAGUUCGCAUCACCCUGUGGAUUAUUCUAGCAUUUAUAAAAUACUGAAAUUAAAACCUAACUAUAGCCUCAGGUUUUCUUAACAUUUUGUUUUUCGAUUCAUUCGCUUAUGUUGGGUAAUAAAAAAGUUAGGUACUUUAACAACUGGCCAUGUUCGUCAGCAGUACAGGGUGUUUCUAAAUAAGUGCGACAAAUUUUAAGGGGUAAUUUUACAUGAGAAAAUAAUGACAAUUUGCUUUAUAAUCAUAUGUCCGCAAACGCUUCGUUUCCGAGAUAAGGGAUGUUCAAUUUUUUUUUACAAACUGACGAUUUAUUUAUUGCUUUAAAACCAAUUGAGAUAUGCAAAUCAAAUUUGGUGUGUUUUAAGACGUAGUUCUUGCACAAAAAUUUUUUAUUCACCAAUGGUGAAUAUACAAUUUCUAAUUGUAUGUUAAAAAAUGUGCAAUAACUACGUCUUAAAACCCACCAAAUUUGAUUUGCAUAUCUCAACUGGUUUUAAAGCAAUAAAUAAAUCGUCAGUUUGCAAAAAAAAUUGAACAUCCCGUAUCUCGGAAACGAACCGUUUGCAUACAUAUGAUUAUCAAGCAAAUUGUCAUUAUUUUCUCAUGUAAAAUUACCCCUUAAAGUUUGUCGCACUUAUUUAGAAAACACCCUGUACUGAUGACGAACAUGGCCAGUUGUGAAAGUACCUAACUUUUUUUAUUAUCCAACAUAAGCGAAUCAAUCGAAAGACAAAAUGUUAAGAAAAGCUGAGGCUAUAGUUGGGUUUAGUUUCAGUAUUUUAUAAAUGACAGAAUAAUCCACAGGGUGAUGCGAACUUUGAGAAAAAAGCACAGUUUGAUUCGUACACCCGGUAUACAAUGACAGUUUUACUGUCUAGCAACAAUAUUAUUACAGCGAUAUUGUCAAAGAAUAAGGCUAUAACGUGGUAAAAAAUCGCUUAAAUCGGACAACAGGUUUAGGAAAUUCGAAACAUCAAAAAUUACCACAUUUUUAGUGGAUCGAUUUUUUUGCACCGCAGUGUAUUAUAUGAAGUUGCGUUUUUUCGUUGAAUUGUUCAGUUAUACGAUUUUUGAAAUUUUACGUGUAUGUCGUAUAUAACAGUCAAUUCCGUAACUAUAAAUUUAUUUUAUGCUUAAUUCAUUAUUGUAAUUUUCUACGGACAUGGGAAUAUGUAUAAAAAUAUCAUCCUGAUUUUUGUAUUUAUAUACGUUUACUUCAGUAAAUAUAAAUUCUGAUGAUUUUAUAAAUGUCCAUUUUAUAAUAAACGGACAAGUUCUACUGUAACAAUAGAAUGAUCACUUAUUUUUUAACACAACUGUGAAAAAUUUUAGUAAUUAGUGUAUAAUUGCAUUUCAUUGAGAAUAUUUUUUUGGCAAAUUACAACGAAAGGGUUACAGAACAUGUUGAUACUUUUUAUUAUCAUCGGUAUGCAUUUCGUCUUCUUUUUUCAUACAGUACAGUACGUCUGUAUUUUAUGUCAAUUCUUCGACCUUUUCAACAUAAAAGAAAAAGUAGGCAGAAAUCAAGUAUCACCUGAAUAAUUUCUUUUGUCCCAGUAGAGCUAUAUAGAACUAUUAGAUCUGUUAUUUUAGUUAAUACUGUAGAAUUAAAAAAAAGUAAAUCGUUACAAUUUGUCGUUGUUCGACCUAAUAUCGGAGUGAUGGUGGAAGUGUGAUAAGAAAGAGCCAAACAUGGAGUCUAUUCGAGCACUUGAAUGCUGAUGUUGAAAAUUAUUAACAAAAUUUUAAGAUUAUUUGUAUUGUCGGGAAUUUUGCUGUUCUGGAAAAUGUAACGGGAAAACAAAUGAGCAAAUUUUGUGUUUGCUAUUCUACACUUGCGAUCAUAAAAAGCGGGUCACUCGAUGAAUUAUUCAAGUCAGAUGUCUCGAAUUUUCUAAACCUGUUGUCCUAUUUGAGUGAUUUUUUUAGUAUUUUAUAGCCUUAUUCUUAAGCAAUAUCGCUAUAAUAAUAUUGUUGCUAUACAGGUAAAUUGUCAUUGUAUACCGGGUGUAACAAUCAUACUGUGUUUAUUCCUCAAAGUUCGGAACACCCUGUGGAAUGUUUUAACAUAGAUAAAAUAUUGAAAUUAAAACUCAAUUGUAGCCUCAGGCUUUCUUAACAUUUGUUUUUGAUUUAUUUGUUUAUGUUAGAUAAUAAAAAAGUUAGGCACGUUAAUAACUAGCCAUGUUCUUCAUCAAUACAGGGUGUUUCUAAAUAAGUGUGACAAACUUGAAGGAGUAAUUCUGCAUGAAAAAAUAAUAACAGUUUGCUUUAUAAACACAUGUCCGCAAAUGCUUCGUUUCCCAGAUACGGGAUGUUGAAGUUUUUCUUACAAACUGACGAUUUAUUUAUUGCUCUAAAACCCGUAGAGAUAUGCAAAUGAAAUUUGGUAGGUUUUAAGGGACAGUUAUUGUGCAUUUUUUGAUAUACAAUUAAUAAUUCUAUAUUCACCAUUGGCGUGCAUACGGGCAUAAACAUUUUAGAUACAUCCCGUAUGCAGGACAAUGGUGAAUAUAAAAUUAUUAAUUGUAUGUCAAAAAAUGUGGCAUAAAUACCUCUUAACACGUACCAAAUUUCAUUUGCAUAUCUCAACCGGUUUUAGAGCAAUAAAUAAAUCGUCACGUUUGUAAGAAAAAAUUCAACAUCCCGUAUCUCGAAACCGAAGAAUUUGCGGCUAUACGUUUAUAAAGCAAAUUGUCAUUAUUUUUUCAUGCAGAAUUACCCCUUAAAGUUUGUCGCACUUAUAUAGAAACACCCUGUAUUGAUGAAGAACAUGGUUAGUUGUUAACGUGCCUAACUUUAUUAUCCAACAUAAACAAAUAAAUCAAAAAAGAAAAUGUUAAGAAAGCCUACUGCUACGAUUGAGUUUUAAUUUCAAUAUUUUAUCUAUGCUAAAGCAUUCCACAGGGUGUUCCGAACUUUGAGGAAUAAACACAGUAUGAUUGUUACACCCGGUAUACAAUGACAAUUUACCUGUCUAGCAACAAUAUUAUUAUAGCGAUAUUGAUAAAGAAUAAGGCUGUAACAUACUAAAAAAAUCACUCAAAUCGGACAACAGGUGUAGAAAAUUAGAGACAUCUAACUUGAAUAAUUCAUCGAGUGACCCGCUUCUUAUGAUCGCAAGUGUAUUUUAUUUUCUCUUUAAAAUCAGUUACCAAAUUAGUUUUUCAGAUUUUUAGUUUUUUUUAUUCGCUUUAUGUAAUUAGUAUCAUUUUUUCUUGUUCUUAGAUCAUUAGGUAAUGAUUAUGGUAGAUUUUUUUGUUCAUUUUCUAAGCAAAGGUUACUGUAAUACAGUAGAUUAGUUCAAUAGGUUUCUUUAACUCGUUGCUUGUAUUUGAUGUUAAUACCAAAUGGAAAAGAAAUGAAGAAAUAAAGAUACGACUGACUAGCAGCUCUCGAGCCCCAUUUUGCAGUGAAAAUAAAUUCUCUUGAAUCUCUAUUUAGAACAGUAUUAACCAAAUCCAGGUAAUUUGAUAAUGCAGUAAGUUCUCUAUAUCUCUCUCAAUGCCAACCAAAAUAAAAAAAAAUUAAAAUAUAUUAUAAAUUAGCCCUUUGCUUCCAAUUACAACACACAUAUUUAGUUAAGGGGCUAUCCCAGUGUAAAAGUACGAAAUUCAUAUACUUUUUUGGUAAUUUCUAAUUCCUGUACCAAUUAUUUUGAAAAUUUGCAUGAGCAUUUACUAUAAAAGGAAGUACAUGUAAAAGAAUUUUCAUAAAAAAGUAUUGAAAAUUAAACGAUUUAUGCGCCAUCUACUGGCACCGUGAAAAUAAAAACAUAGCUCCACUGCUGCAGUGAUUGGGACUAAUAGAGAUCCUGAAACAUACAAUUUCAAAGUUAUUAUUGAAAUAUAAGUUCUUUUCUAUACCAUCAACUAGGGGAUUUUUAUGAUCGGUUAAAAAUGUCAAUUUGGCGGUUUUUGAAACUGAAAAUGUUUUAACUAACUUAAAAAUUUUUUUCAACACUUUUUUCCAAAUUUUAAUAUUUUUCAAAUAUCCUAGUUGAUGGUAUAUUAAAUAACUUAUAUUUCAAUAAUCACUUUGAAAUUUUAUGUUUCACGAUUUCUAUUAGUCCCAAUCACUACAGCAGUGGGGCCAUGUUUUUAUUUUCACGGUUCCAGUAGAUGGCGCAUAAAUAGUUAAAUUUUUAAUAUUUUUUUAUGAAAAUUGUUUUACAUGUACUACUUUUUAUAAUAAAUGCUCGUGCAAAUUUUCAAAACAAUUAUUAUAGUACUUUUUAUUUCAGAAAUUCCCAAAAAAAGUAUAUGAAUUUCGUACUUUUACACUAGGAUAGCCCCUUAAAUGCAUUUAACCCAUUAUUGAGUUUACCCUCUCAGUAUCUUGGCCACAGCCGAUUAAAUUAAUAGGCUAUUGAUUAUAUUCAAAAUAAGAUAGCUAAAAGGAACUACAACGUUAACGGGGUUUUAUUAUUUCAUAUGGUCAAUGGACAUCUAUAUAUGAAAAAACCGCGGAGUGCUACCAUUUAAAGGGGUGCAUUUUUGAGAAAUGGGUGAAUUAGUCCCUGGGCACAGGUUACAUUAGGGUGAGUUCUAUGCACUUUUGGUACAAACAUAUCUACAUAAAAGUUCCUGGUUAAAUUUUCUAUCUAAAUAUCACUUUUUAAAGUCAAUGAUACUUUUUUUUUUACAAAAAUAUAUUCAAAAGAAAAAGCACAAAGAAACCCAAAAGAAAGAAAUUUUGUUUUUUGCCCCAUAACUUUUGUCCACAAGGAUAUAGGUAUAGACAUUGCUUUACAGAAAAAAUACCUACAUAUUUCUUCUUUAAAAUGUUGUUUAGUAGAGGUAAUUAGGAUUUAUAGUUUUCGAAAUAUUAUUUUUCAAAGUUCGCCACUCACAGCAAUUUUGGGAAAUUUUCCUUGUUAUUUCGCAAAUAUUGUUCUGUAACUUUUUUUCUACGUCACUUUAGGUAUAUCCAAUGGUACACGUAAUAGGAAUAGAAAUCAAUUACCUUUAAAAUGGUCUACUGUAUAACGUUGUAUGACUUUUUUUUAAGGAGAUUAUGGUUUUUCAAGGUUUUAUACUUUUAACGAUUUUUUAUAAUAUAAUAUAAAAAUCAAAUAAUAUUAUUAUAUAAUAUAUUAUAUAUUAUAUAAUAUUAUAUUAUAUAUUAUAUAAUACCUAAUAUAAAAAAAUAUUAUUUUUUAUAUUUUUACGAUUAUUUUUGAAAUUUCUCAUUAUAACUUUUUUUUCUUAUACAUGAAUAUACUAUGUAUAUAUUGCUCAAUAAAGAGGGCUUACUUUCUGUUCUUUAAAAUGGUGUAUCAUCUAUAUUUAAAUAUGUAAUGGAAACCGAGUAAUUCUUUGAUAUUUUUUUACUUGUAUUAUUUAAAAUUAUUUCUUUUACAAAAAUUACAUAAACAGUAGUCUUAGAAAACAUCACUUUAGUUAAAAUUAUUUAAACGUUGACAUUUAAAAAAUUUUCAAAAUCAAAGUCCAUCUCUUCGUUAGCAUUAGCUUCAAUAUCUUCCUUUGACACCUCAGAUAUCUUAGAGUUCCCACAAUAAUUAGUACCCAUGCACAUGCACCCUUUGCAGAAUAUUGAACAACUAAUUCCGAUUUUCCCACAACCGCGGUUUUUGUACUUCCGUUGGUACAUUUACAUGCUAUUUUUUCAAGCAAAGCUUGUGGUGCAGGAGCUUUGCAGUAAAUAUUGGAAUUAAUGCAUAUUUUGAAGUUUGCCCGGCCGAGUCAAGUAGAUUCAAAGCAUUACCUAUAAAAAAUAAGAUUCAGUCAUAACACACAAUCACAUAAUGAGGAAUUUAAAAAAUAAUCCUAAAAUCAAAAAUCGUUGCAAGUACUUAUUACAUUUUGAAAAAGCAUAUCUUAUUCAAAAAUAAUCCUAGAAUUUUUUAUAAUACACCAUUUUUAAGUAAACAGAAUAAGCUUUCUUUUUAUUAUAUAGUCUCUACCUAAAUGUAGAAAAAAAAGUUAUAAUGGGAAAUUUAAAAAAUAAUCGUAAAAAAUAUAAAAGCUCGUUAAAAGUAUAAAGUCUUGAAAAAGAUAACCUCUUUAAAAGAAGUCGUACAACAUUAUACAGUAGAACAUUUUAAAGGUAAUUGAUUUCUAUUCCUCUUACAUGUACCAUUGCAUAUGCCUAAAGUUACGUAGAAAAAAGUUACAGAACAAUAUUUGCGAAAUAACAAGGAACAUUGCCCAAAAUUGCUGUGAGUAGCGAACUUUGAAAAAUCAUAUUUCGAAAACUGUAAAUCCUAAUGAUCUCUACCAAACACCAUUUUAAAGACAAAAUGUGUAAGUUUUUUUUCUGUGAAGCAAUGUCUAUACCUAUAUCCCCGUGGACAAAAGUUAUGGGACAAAAAACAAAAUUUCUUUCUUUUGGGUUUCUUUGUGCUUUUUCUUUUGAAUAUAUUUUUGUAAAAAAAAGUAUCUUUGACUUUAAAAAGUUAUAUUUAGAUAGGAAAUUUAACCAGGAACAAUUAUUAUGUAGACGUGUUUGUACCAAAAGUGCAUAGAACUCAUCCUAAUGUAACCUGUGCCCAGGGACUAAUUCACCCAUUUCUCAAAAACGCACCCCUUUAAAUGGUGGCACUCCGCGGUUUUUUCAUAUAUAGAGAUUCAUUGAGCAUAUGAAAUAAUAAAAUCCCGUUAACGUUGUAGUUCCUUUCUAAAGUACAUAAUCAUUAGCCUAUAACCAGUAUUUCAUCUGGUUUUGUCUCAACUGUUGAGCCUCAUGUCAGUCCCACAAUAUUAUUGCUGGUCUUCUUAGCCUUUCAUUUUGAUUAAUUAUUUAUGUUUGGUUCCGUUUUUUCAGUUUCCAAAGAGUUUAAGAAACUGUGAGCUUGUAUUUAGUUUUAGAAUUUUUUUCUACUUGUAUCUCCUUUUCUCUUAAUUAGUAAAAUUUCCUUGCAUUUUAAGUUCUGAUUUAAUUAAUUUUAUAUUUUUAUUAGUCUGCGUGUUAUCCUUACAGAUUUCAAUAUAUGUAGUGUGUUUAGUUCAAACCAAACGCCUAUUUACUUGUCUCCACUUCUCUUUCCGUUAUUUGGAAAGUUUUGGCUUUAGUUGAAAAGUAUAGUUUUGGUAAUUGUUCAGCAUUCGAAUAUUAUGAAUAGACAGUAAGUGGCUCUGCCUUUGUGUGUUUGUAAUUUGUUUAGAGUUUGUAAUUUGUUCUGAGUUGAAUAACAUGUUUAUUUCAGUUUGUUUAUUUACUAAAAAUUGUUUAGAUAGACCGGAAAGAUUCCAAAAGGAUAUUUUUCUGAUUACAUCAACGUUGACUAGAGCAGACUGAAAGUAGCUGCUUCUUACUCUACAGCGUUAAAAAGGUAGAUUUUAGUAAUGUAAUCUGGUUACGGUUUAGUUUUAUUCUAAUAUAUAGGUCUCUAAAUAUUGCACUAUAAUUUUUGUGAUAUUGUAGAUUAUGUGGUAAUAAACGUUUCUGGAAAACAG